AUGGCAACUGAACAUACCCCUUUCAUCACAGAUGAAAAUGUUUCAUGGAAACGUAUUGAACAACAAUUGGCAGGUGAUGAAGCAGAAGAGUCAUCAUUACCAUCUUUGCCACAGUCAUCGACUUCUCCUCCAGACUUGAAAAGCAAACUGACUGCUGCAGACAAAAUCACAUUGACUGAGAAGCUCCAAAAUUUCAAAAAGCUUCAUAAAGAUGAUUUCUGGGUCUUGGCAGCAACAAGGAGACAAGCAGAAGAUGAUGUUGAGCCGAUCUCCGUCGAAGAAAAGGUUAUGGCGUUUGCGUUGGGAUGCGAGUAUUAUCAUCCUUCCCAAUCUUUGAUCCUAGAUUUGGGGGAUAAAAACUGGAGUUCUGUGUUCAGUGAAGAAGACCUCGACGAAAUACGUGGUGCUGGUGGCGAUUUGCCUUGUGGUGUACCGAAAGAACUUGAACAAUGCUUUGAGUGUCUUAAAGAAUUGAAAACUGGUGCGGAGGUGUUCAAGUAUGCAAGAAGCAUUGAAAUCACCGAUCCUACCAAAGAAACAUUGAAAGUGUGGUUGUCGACCGAGCUACAAAAUAUAGCAAGUCUCUUUUUAGAAACUGGGACAUUCAAUAUUGGUAGUUUGAUGGAAUCGGACCAGUUGUACCGGUGUUUUGAUUUUUUUGCUACAGUUUUUAAAGGAAGUUCCAUCUUGGCAAAAGGAACUGAGAAGUCUAGUGAAGCCAAUGCCAGCUUGGUGAACCAAGACCGACAAUUAUCAUCUAUAAUGCCAAUAACAAACCAAAAGAUGGGAAGGCGAGUGGAUAUGCUCUUCAACUGUGGUCAUAUCGAGCUUAGUUGCACAGAAAUAGGUGCCACAAAGGACCAAACAAAGGAGAUGCACGAUAGCUUUCUCAAGAUGCCUAUUGUAUUGCACAAUAUGUUGUUGUUGGCGACUUUCAGCCCAAACCUUCUGCAUCAAUCCCAUGUGAUUGGAUACAGUAUUUCAGGUGGCUGCGUCUCCUUAUUGGAUGCCAGUAUUCCAUAG
This is a messenger RNA of Zychaea mexicana, 1023 nucleotides long. RefSeq lists its product as uncharacterized. The record is from RefSeq and is a predicted model, not a curated record. The transcript has 6 exons. NCBI's taxonomy places the organism in Eukaryota, Fungi, Mucoromycota, Mucoromycetes, Mucorales, Lichtheimiaceae. The coding region runs from base 1 to 1023 and encodes 340 amino acids.